Molecule: messenger RNA, 10393 nt
Organism: Protopterus annectens (West African lungfish)
Lineage: Eukaryota; Metazoa; Chordata; Ceratodontiformes; Protopteridae
Gene: HIVEP3
Product: HIVEP zinc finger 3
Exons: 6
Coding region: 542-8038 (2498 amino acids)
Biological process (GO): regulation of transcription by RNA polymerase II
Cellular component (GO): nucleus
Molecular function (GO): RNA polymerase II cis-regulatory region sequence-specific DNA binding; DNA-binding transcription factor activity, RNA polymerase II-specific; zinc ion binding
Source: RefSeq, a predicted model, not a curated record
AGUUCCUGGGACCCAUUAAAUUUGAGAAGGCACAAAGCGAAGGUUAAGAGGAUACUUGCAUUUCAGUGUUACAAAGUGAACAUAAUAUCACAUCUGAAUGGCUGUACAUUCCCCAGUUUUUUUAUUAUUUCAACAGCUGCAUGUUGUGUGGCAGUUACCUCCUAAAAUGCUGAAGAUCUGCCAGCAUUAGCAAAAAUAAAAUGGCGUUGCCCAAACCUUACAUAAACAUUACGAGAAUAAUGAAAGACUUGAAGACUCUGCAAGAGUUUAUUGCAGAUCGCUGACAGUUUUAUUCCACUUCCCUAUGAAUUCCCAUUGUGAAUGUCACUGAUGUUCCAUCUUCAUGUUUUAAAACUAAAUCGGACAAAGGUUACUUAUUUCUUGUACAAUGUUGAUUAGGCAAUGAUCAGUCUGUGACUCAAGGUACAGCUUUACAGAUAGAAGCAUAAUAUAAGGAUUUUUUAGAGACAAUCCUUUCUUUUAAAUAAAUGAAGGCUGUCAAGGUCUUACACAGUUAGCAUCCAGAGUCUUCUUGAGGGUCAUGGAGCCUGAUCCAAGACCGAGGAAUACAGGAAAGCCUCAUGAGAAUCCUAGGAAAAAGGCUACAAGAGGGGAUACCACAUUUACAACAUCUUCUUCUUCAGUUUAUCAGCCCAGAUCAAGUAUAACCCAUGGGAGUCUAAGUCAAAUUGCAUCUCAGCCUCACAGUUCUGGAUCUGUAGAGUUGUCUGUUUGUCAUACUCAAGAGCCGUAUAGUAAAGGGAAGCAACAAAAAGGUGCCUCUUCCCAUUCAUUUGAUCAUCCACAGCAGCAACCUCUGUCUCCAGCAUUUAUGCCUCCUGGAAGUCAAGAUUGUGGUCAUGAAGGAAAAUCAUGGCAACCUGCAGAAUCAUUAAGGCCAGGUCCUUCUAGAUCCUUCACUUCACCUGGACUACAUGCACAUGGUCAGCUUGUGCCCUUUCAUUCCUCUCUUGCCUCUUCAGAGGAUGUCCCUACUAUUCCAUUAUAUUAUGGCCACCACACAGCUCAGGUUGCAACAAAACCUGUAGAAGAUGUGCACAAAAAGGAAAAGAAACCUCAAAAACCUGGCAAAUAUAUUUGUAAGUACUGCAGUCGCCCAUGUGCUAAGCCAAGUGUGCUUGAGAAGCAUAUCCGGUCUCACACUGGUGAGAGGCCAUAUCCGUGCAUCCCAUGUGGAUUUUCUUUUAAAACUAAGAGUAAUCUUUACAAGCACAGAAAGUCACAUGCUCACAGAAUUAAAGCUGGCCUAUCCAUGGGAUCUGGGGGAGAAAUGUGUAGCACUGCUUUGGAAGUGGAUAGAAUUGGUGCUGAGGAACUUGAAGAGCCUACUGAAGGAGAAAGCACUGACUCAGACGAUGAAGUAGUACCAUGUGCUUCAGAGGAUCUUCCUUCUAGGCAAAAGUAUACCCCAUUGUACAGUAGCUCAGUAAGCAUGGAAAGCCAAGGAUCUUUCCAGUCUACUGAUUCUCAGUCAUUUGAAGACAAUACACGGUUUCUGGGACCAUCAUUAGAACAUCCAGCAGCUAUCAAAUCAGAAGAUACUCACACCAUUAAACAGAAGCUUGCACUUCAGCUUAGCAAAAGGAAAAAGGCAAUUGAUGAACAGGCACAUAGUUUUCUCAGUCCAGGGAGCAAAGGAAGUACAGAAUCCGGGUAUUUUUCUCGGUCAGAAAGUGCAGAACAGCCAAUAAGUUCACCAGCUUCAAAUGCAAAGUCUUAUGCUGAAAUUAUUUUAGGAAAAUGUGGCAGAAUUGGACAGAAGACCACUAUAGUGGCAAAUGUAUCCCAAGGGCUUUCAGAAUCAAUUACAGAGGAAAAAUCUAGUGCACUAACUUUUCCUCUGCCCAAAACACAAGUAAUUGAGCACAUUACCAAGCUAAUUACAAUAAAUGAAGCUGUUGUUGAUACAAGUGAAAUAGACAGUGUCAAACCUAGGAGAAGUUCCUUGUCAAGACGCAGCAGUAUUGAAUCCCCAAAGCCUGUUUCAAUUAGGGAGCAAUUUCAGUUUGAUAUAAAGCCUUCUGGGUGUCAGCCAGGCAUUGCCUAUGAUCAGACAAAACCCUCAGCAUACCAAGGAGAAAGAGCUACCCUUGAAAAGACAUCACCUGCACAUCUUGCUCAGAGUGUCACAGAGACUGCACCCCUACUGAGAAGUCAUUCAAUGCCUUCUGCUUCGAGUACCAUGAGCAGUUCAUCAACAUUUAGAGUUAGUCAUUCAUUUGAUGAUCGAUUUAUGGAGUCUGAAGAAAUCUUUGGUCGUGGACAAGGGUAUUCUUCUCACCCUCGAAUGCUGAAACGCCAGCCAGCCAUUGAGCUGCCUGUGGGAAUGGAAUACAGCUCUGAAGCAACUAGUUCAUUUAGUAUUGACACUGCAGCUGCAUCCAGUUUUGAACAGGAUUCCACUGAAAGUGAAACAGCCAAGAGGUCAAAAAGAGGAUUAAAAGUGAAAAGCUUGAUGUAUGAAUGUAAUAUUUGUAGUGCGAGGUACAAGAAACGAGAUAAUUAUGAAGCCCAUAAAAAAUACUACUGUUCAGAACUUCAGGCUUCAAAAUAUCACUCCACAAGCGCUCACACCCAAGCAGACACUGUACAGGGUUUCCGCCAUUUUGAUAUACAGCCACAUGUUAUGCAUUAUAAAUUAGGUCCAGGAUUAGAACCUACACCAAUGAGAAAACGAAGGAAGGAGAAAAGCCUUGGUGAUGAUGAUGAGCCACUGUCCACUGACUCACCUGCAGCAGCUUCAUCAAGUGCAUUUCAUAUCAGAACAGCCAGCAGACCAGAUAGUACCCCUUCAUUUGAAACAACUGUGACCAAACCCCAAGAGAUAAUUAGGUUAUCAGCAGAGAAAAGUGAGCCUAUGCAUGUUCCUGACACAGAUGUGGCUGCAAGAAUCCCAUCAGUCAUAGAAAGUUCUUUUACGCAGGGUGGUGUCAACGAAAGUGCAGAGAGAAGAGCAACUGGGAAAGAGAUUUCUGUGAUUCAGCACACAAGCUCUUUUGAAAGGUCUGAAUCAGUUGAGCAAAUGAGUGCCUCUGAUGGGGAAGAAAAAUCUCCAGGUCAUCAGUCAUUACAACCUGCACCUCAACAUUUUCAGCCAUCUCAUGCCUUGCAGCCAAGGCUAGUACGUCAGCCCAAUAUUCAAGUUCCAGAGAUUCUUGUCACAGAAGAGCCUGACAGGCCUGAACAAGAUCCAGAACCACCUGUCAAAGAGCAGGAAAAAAGUGAAGAAUUUCAGUGGCCACAGCGAAGUCAGACACUUUCCCAGCUGCCAGCAGAGAAACUUCCACCAAAAAAGAAAAGGCUAAGACUUGCAGAAAUGGCCCAGUCCUCUGGUGAGUCUAGCUUUGAAUCUGCUUCCCUUACUAGAAGUCCAAGUCAGGAAAGCAGUACGUCACAUAUUUCCAGCCACUCUACAUCAUUUGAACGGGAAGAGCAUGGCAAAUCUGACACUACAGAAUUCAUUAUGAAGUCUGUGAGCUCACACAUGUUGACUGUGCCAAGUCAUCCUUCUCUUAAGGAAAUGAGGCGUUCAGCUUCAGAGCAAGCUCCCAGUGCAUCCCAUGCAGCAGAAAUGUCUGAGACCCGCAGCAAGUCCUUUGAUUAUGGGAGUUUGUCCACUUCUUCAUCUGCAGUCCAUUCAUCCCUUUCCACUUUGAAGGAAAGAAGAAAGUGCUUUCUAGUGAGACAAGCUUCCCUUUCCAAAUAUUCUGAAGCUGAUCCAGAACCAGAACCAAAAAUUAGGCAAGAGACAGAAGAGCAGCGAGUGUCAUCUCCAGGCAAAUGCGUUACUCAAAGUAAAAGUUCCUCCUAUUCUUCUCCACCUUCAUCUCAUUUGGAGCAACAAGAUGACACAGACCAGCAGACCAGUGCUUCACAAAUAGGCUACAAACAGUCAGUCAGUGAAACAUUGCAGACUUUUAAGCAUCACGUACCACAGACAUUACCACAUGAUAAACAGUUAAUGACUUCAGAGUUUCCUUUGCUUUCAAUUCAACAACAGCAGCAGAGAACAGAGCUUGCUGUUGAGCUGUUUCCAACCCAAAGUAGUUCUAAUAUUUUUUCAGCACAUCUUUCUCUGCCUCAUGCUGCACAGACUUUGCCACCAACUCAUCAACUUCCCCUUCCACCAGCCCUUCUUCAACCAGUACAGAGUCACAUUACUCAGCAGGCAUGGCGUCAUCAGACAGAUGUAUCUUUUCAUCAGCACCCAUCAUUUCUGCACAUGCAGUUCCCUAGUUGUGCACCAUUUCCUACUGCAACAUUCCUACCACUACAACCACAAUUGGCUGUCCAACUAUCAACUGAAGAAGGAGUACUUUUCAAAGAUAAGUUGGCAUCAUGUUCCCCUCCAUCAGUGGAGAGCUACGCCAUUUCUACUUGUUCAGAUUUCCUUACAAGCAGCAGGCUGCAGUCAUUGUCCAUGAGCCAUACUAGCUCUGCUUCAGUACCGUUGUCCAUUUCUCCCAGGAAUUCUCAGCCCUUGGUUUCAUUUGUUGUUCCAGUCAGGAUCCAGACUCACAUGCCAUCUUAUGGAAGUGCAAUGUAUACAAGUCUGUCCCAGAUACUGAUGAGCCAGCCACAUGGUGGACCUUCAACUGUUGUCAUCUGUAAAGUUGAAGACAACAGGCCAAAAGGAACUCUGGUGUGUACUGCAGCCGUCCGUGACCUAGAUCUGGCUCACAUGAUAACACAGAGUCACAGAGGGUUCUUUCCAAAUCCAUAUCUGACAGUACCAUCACCAGUACAAGAAAGAAAAGGAUUUAUGUCAUUCACUUCACCUCUAGAGAGUAACAUAGGAGUGGUUGACUGUCCGUCCAUUGUUGGAGGAAGUAAACGCAUGCUUUCUCCUGCUGGUAGUUUGGAACUUACAAUGGAAAGCCAGCAACAGAAGAGAGUUAAGGAAGAAGAUGCAUCCAAGCCAGAGGAAGAGGUUGAGUUGCUGCAGUUUGCAAGUGCAGAACAUUUAGGUUCAGAAGAAAAAGCGCAGACAAAACCUUACUUGUUGAAGCAGUCCACAGUAGAUUUAAAUCCCACAUCUGUCACAACCUCAGAUGAACAAAGUCCACCAAAGGAAGCUGUGCCUCCUUCACAGUCCUUGCUACAAAGUGUAGAAGCUUUACAGUCAGAAUCAUUAGAUGAGUACAAAUUGAAACCUGGAAAGCCAUUCAGGAGAAAAACCUCUAUGGAGAUAAAGAAAGAGGACUCCAAGGAUGCAGAUGAGCAACCUGUACACAUUCUGUCAAGCUCUGUGGUAGAGUCUCCCAUUUCUUGGUCUUUGCCAACAUCUAAAGAAAGUAUUGAUAAGAAAACGGUAUUGCCAGUUCCUAGCCUCCACACAACCACUAAUGUAAGUUGGUGCUAUUUAAAUUACAUCAAGCCAAAUCAUACCCAGCAGGUGGACCACAGAUCAUCGGUUUAUGCUGGAUGGUGUGUCAGCUUAUACAACCCUCAUCUUCCAGGUGUUUCUACUAAGGUUGCUCUAGCACUUCUAAGGUCUAAGCAAAAGUUGACAAGGGAAACCUAUACAAUGGCUUCAGCUUCCCGACCCCAAACAGGAAAACUUGUGCCAUCAAAUUCCAGGAAUCCAAAAAUGACAGAGGUACAUCUUCCAUCACUUCCUGUUGGAGAGGAAAGGAAAGAUGGAUCAAAAGUAGAGAAGGAAGAGGAAAAGCAAGGAAGACAGGAAGAAGAUAAUUCCACAACCAAGAGAGGAGAACCAGUUCGUAUCAAGAUCUUCGAAGGAGGGUACAAAUCAAAUGAGGAGUAUGUUUAUGUUCGAGGUCGUGGAAGAGGGAAGUAUGUAUGUGAGGAAUGUGGAAUACGCUGCAAAAAGCCAAGCAUGCUGAAGAAACAUAUCCGAACUCAUACCGAUGUGCGGCCAUAUGUUUGCAAGUACUGUAAUUUCGCUUUCAAAACCAAAGGAAAUCUAACAAAACACAUGAAAUCAAAGGCACACAGUAAGAAAUGCCAAGAGAUGGGUGUGUCCAUUACUGCGCUGGAAGAACUGGAAGCAGAAGAAGGGACCAGUGACAGCAGACUUGUGGGAUCAGAUGACAAGGAAGAAUCUGAGCUAGUUGAAGAACACCAGUUUUCAGAUCUGGAAGAAUCUGAAGAGGAUGAUGAUGACUCUGAUGAUGAUGAGGAGGAAGAAGAAGAUGAGAGCCAAGAAGAACAAACACUGAAAUCAUCUGAAACCAGACACUCUGCACAACAGCAUUACGGAGUCAGUUCUGUUCAUCAUACUGAAAGCAGUCAGCACAUGCCUCCUUCACCAGAAGCUUCCACAUUUGGAAGUCAUCAACUAACUUAUGGAUACCUAAUGACCUCUCCAAGCCGUGAAGCAUCACAGUCCACUGAGUCCAGUGAAAUGGCCAGAUGUUCUUCUAGCCUGCUAAGUCAUCAAAGGCCAGUGCAUUCCUCUUCAGAACAGGUGGCAGCUGCUGAAACAGAAGCAAAUGCACGGCAACAACUUCUUCUAGGAUUAGAAGAGCCAUCAUCUAGAGAUGCAUCACCAAAAAGGCGAUGGUCUCCAAGCCUUGAGGCUGGAAGCACCAAAGCAGCCUUAUCAAGAAGACACUUUUUAACCAAGAGUGAGAUGUCACCAAAAAGAUUUGCAUCUGGUGGGGACAUGUCCCCCUUAAGAUGUUUGUCCCCAAGAAGGGGAAUAUCACCUAAAAGGCGUCUUUCACCUGGAAGAGAGAUGUCCCCUUUGAGGUGCAUAUCACCAAGGCAGGAGCUCUCAUCAAGCAAGCAUCUUUCACCAAGAAGAGAGUUUUCCCCAAGAACAUAUCUUUCACCAGAAAGAGGAGUAUCCCCCGUUAGACCUACUUCACCUAGCACAGAGGUAUCAGCCAGGUACUUGCCUCUCAGAAAAAUGCUGUCUUCAAGCAGUUCUGAAUCACCAACUAGAUUUCACUCUCCAAUAAAAGAUAUGUCACCCUGCAGCAGUCUCUCAGCAGCAGAAGAGAAGACUCCAGCAUCCUCUCGAGAUGUGUCUUUUGGCUUGCAGUCUGUGGUGGGGAUAUCCCACUGGGCACAUCAAAAGUAUGUGGAUGUUUAUGAACCAACUCAGAAGACAUCUGAAUCUGAAAACAUACAAGAAGGACCAAGUACCUCUACCACUGGUAUGCUAUCAGUUAGGUUGCAGAAAAUGCCACCCUUGCCAGAAGCACACACCCAUGUUGCAAGCAGAUUGGAAGACAACAUUUUCAGCCACCUACCAUUGCACUCUCAGCAGCUAGCAAGGACUCCAUGUCCCAUGAUCCCCAUUGGGGGCAUUCAGAUGGUCCAAGCAAGGCCAAGUGCCCAUCCGAGUUUGGUGCCUGUUGAUACUUCAUUGCAGACAGGGUAUUUCAUGGCCAGCAGCCUGACAGAGGUCAACUUAUACAGUCAGAGAAGUAAGAAGCUGCAAGUUCAGCUUGAACGUUUGCCCUCCUUUGAAUACCCAGCUGCAAAAGUUUCUAAGUACUCACCUUUGCAACAGACAUUCUCUCCUACCACAGUGGGCCCAGCACUGGAAAAAAAUAGGACUAGCACAUUUCUUGAAGAGGAUGUGGAAGAAAAAGAAUACAGGGUACAAACACAUGCUGAACUGGGUCACUCAGGGCCAGAAUGUGACAUCUCCAGGUUGGACAGUCCCAGCACAAGUUAUGAAUAUUCCUCAAAGCCUUCAACAAGCCGGGAAGGACUGUUGGAGGGAACGGGCAAGAAGCAAUGCAGCAGCUUAAGCACUUACUUUGAAUCUUCGGGCACUUUCAUUUCUGAUUUCCCUGCACGUACUUUAGAUAGAAGCAGCAGUACCAGCUGCCUUGUAGAACCUUCCCUGGGCCACUCGCUCCCACGAGUUGAUGCAAGGAGGAGGAGAAACUUUUCUGGGGAUCCAAGUCACCAGUUGGGAGCACAAACAAAGGGCACACAGGAUCCAGAGAGGGCAGAUUUAGGUCAAACUCAGAGACAAAAAGGUGAAGAUGCCGGAAGUGCAUUCCGUUCCUAUCAAAGUAGUUCACCCAAGACUUAAGUCACACCAGUGACUUUUUUCCAACACUAUUUUCUUUUCUAGUCAUUACAAGAAGCACUCUUAUUGACAUUUUCCUGUACCAAACUUCUUUGCUAAACAAUUCCAUUUUUGUUUGAUUGUUUGUUUGAUGUAUGUUUCACUCUGUUAUUACCACCCCAUGUGUAUGCAGUUACUUGUGCCUUUUUGAUACAUUUUGUUGCUUGAAAUGUAUAAAAUGUUGUAAGGCUGUGAAUAUUUUGGGGGAUGUUUGGGGGUUGGGGGUUUGUAAGACCCGUCUUUUGCCAUUUAAUGCCCAUGUGGGGUUGAUUGUCAAGGAAAGAGUGGGGAACCUAAGUAAUAAGAUGCACUGAAGAUUUUUUUAUAUUGAUUGAGAACUAGCACCUGUGUACAGAGAAGUUUAUGAUCCAUAUUUAUUUUAUAUAGUUUAUUUAAUGGUUGUAAAUUGCUUUUUUCUUCUGUGAAUUGUUUCUGUUGCCUGCCAUUUUGUGCUUUAAAGCAGCAGUAUUUGUUGAUGAUUAUAAUUUUUGUUAUUAAUGUAUUUCUGACAGGAUGCUCACAAACUAUAUUUUUCAUUCCAGAGCUGACAUUAUGUGAAGUUUUAAAAGUUCUUACUUGCCAAGCACGAAAAGUGCACCAUCUGGCUGUGAUGCAAUAAUGUUUAGCAUAAAAAGUGCUAAUACCAUCACGAUGUAGCAGUGGUAUUUUUCCUGAAUUUGCUGUCAGGAGAUACCAGAAAACUAACUUUUUUUUUACUACAAAGAUUUGCAGCCAUACUUAAUGACUUAUGUCGUUAAUAACAGAAACAGCCAUAAAACUGCAUUGUUUUGUAAAUUACUAAAAAAAGAUAAAAAAAAAAAUCUGAUUUUGGGUUGAAGAAUGUCUGAAAUACAUUAUUGUGAUUAGACUAUUAUUUUUAGUAAAGAACAAAUACUGUUGCUUUGUGAACAGCUUUCGUUUUAGAAAUGUUUACCCUAAACAAGUAAAAGUAGCACUUAAUAGCUGUUUCUCAUGUCGAUGUCAGUAUUCAGGAUCUGUUUAUGUUUUUCCCAUGAAAUAUUGUUUAAAACAGCACUUUUAAAUGUGUUUGGGGGAAUAACCUUAUCAUAGGAAUGAAAAUAGUGUACAUAAUGCUCAUUGAAAUUGCAUUUUGUAUAAGUAAAACAUCGAAUAACCAAAUUAUGCAGAAAAUGUAUACAGAUUGUUGAACAUUUAAAGUGACCCCAUGAUAUAACUGACAUAGACCGACAUUUCUCCAGAUGUAUGUGUUUAGGCAGUUAAAAGAAAAAGACUCCAUAGUGCAUCAAAGCAGUCCUCAUCCCGGUAGCCAAACUCUAGGUGGUCAGUGACAAUUUUUCGCCAAGUAGUCUCCUUGCUGUAUGUCACUGCAUAUUGGCAGUAUUUUUUGUCACGGUGAAAGAAAAAAGUGUGUGAAUUGUUCAAAUGAGAGAAAUAACCUGACUUUGCAUUACAUUUUUUAUUGUGCCCACUCAGAUUGUUAUCAGUUUUAACCUGCAAAAUCUGUGUAUAGCCAUUUUGCUGCCACGACACACGAAGUGUGUAUUACAUGAUUUCAGCACACUUAAGGACAUAAGGAUACUCAGCACAUGACCUUGUGCCUUAACACUUGAAGCAUGCUUUAAAAUAUUUUACUGAAUGCUCUGUCAAAGUGUGUUACUUACACAUGCAUCAGGCACAAAAAAGUCAUUAUGGUCUUCAUUAUACAUGCACUAGCUUUUUAACUACUGUUCCAUUUUUGUCUUAGCUUUGUCUACUUCAAUUUCGGGCUGAAUUGAAUCUCACCUGACACUUAAAUCAUGGGGGGUAUAAAAAUGUAUUUCUGUCUGUUGGAUGGUACUAUUUAGAAGGAAUUUGCACAACUCCAGAAAGGUACUAAACCUUGGAUAUAUUUGAAUUUUUUUUUUAUGUUUUAUUUGAUGGGAAAAAACAGAAUUUCUUUGGUUAUCUAGAAGGCCACAGGUCUGUGUGGAAGUAUUAAUUAUGCAUUUUUCUAAAAAAAAAGUGACAUUGCCAGUUUUUAUUCUGUAAAAUAUAUAUAUUUUUUCUAUUGGCAUGGGUUUAUCCACAGUCGCACACUAUGCAUUUUGAUAAUAUUUACACAAGAAUGUCAUGUAAUGUUCUGUUUAAAUGUCUGGUGUUCAGGCAUCCUGAGUAACUUAAUGCAUUCUGAAUUUCAACUCUGUGUUAUACUUCUCCCACUGGAAAAAAUAAGUGUGAUUACAGCUGACUCCUAGUGUGCAGAUUUUCUGUAGCUUCCAUCAGUAUUUUAAAUCUAACCAGAGACUAGAGCAGUGCCGAUGGAUAGUAUAGCACUUGCUUUUAUGCAGUCCAUGGCAG